AUAAUGAUGCUUGCAUCCGUUACGAUGCAACAAAGGCCGUCGUUCCCUUCUAAGGGCCGUCUGUUCGGGGAAAAAAGAGGUGAAUUUUACACUUCUAGGGCAGCAUGGUACAAUCGUCAACUCCAUUUAUGCUUGCCUUUAGAUCCAGUGUCGUCUCUCCGCUUUCCUCUCUUCCUUCCACUUCCACUUCCAGUUCCACCUUUCCCUCCUCCUUCUCCUCUCUUCUUCUUCCUCGCUCUUUCCGGCUGCAACAGAACAGCCGCAGACCGCCACCGAGCUGUCACCACGGUCCCUGGACGCCCAUCGUCAAGGACCGGAGUAAAGCGGCCUUGAUGUUGGGGAAGUUGGGUCAGAGCUUCAAUUCCGCGGGUAUCGCUUCCUCCGUCUCGGUCUUCCUCCGCGACCACCACCUUGCUCUCCCACACCUCUCUGUCCGCGACGUCCGCUCCAUCGACUGGAGGGAUCUCAAGAGACGGGGAUUCAAAGGGGUCGUAUUCGACAAGGACAAUACCCUGACCGCCCCUUAUUCCAACUUCCUCUGGCCUUCUCUAUCCAAUUCUCUCGAUGACUGCAAGUUGGUUUUUCAAGGGAACGUUGCCAUAUUGAGCAAUUCAGCAGGUCUCUAUCAGUAUGAUCCCGACGGUUCAAAAGCAGAAUCACUGGAGAAAUCGGUCGGAAUUAAUGUAAUAAGGCAUGGCAAUAAAAAGCCUGCAGGUUCAGCCGAUGAUAUAGAGAAGCACUUUGGGUAUAGUGCGUCCUUCCUUGUCAUGGUCGGUGACCGUGUUUUGACGGACAUUGUGUACGGAAACCGAAAUGGUUUUUUAACCAUCUUAACGGAACCAUUAAAUUCAACUGAAGAACCUUUGGCUGUCAAGCAGGUGAGGAAGCUAGAAACCUACUUACUGGACCUGUGGCGCAGAAAAGGAUUAAAGGCGAAAAGUCAUCCUCUUAUGUUGGAUGAAAAUCAUUGCAUCAAGAAUCAGAAGAUGUAGAGUACAUGGAUCUUAAGAUCGUCUUGCACCUUGGCCUUUCCUUUUGCAUCUCGCGUUAGAUAGCUCCGAAUUUAGCGUUGUUAAUCUGCGAUCGCUCCUGCACUGAAAUAUCACCUCCCCCUUAAGACAUUGCAAAUUUUGGAGUUGAUAUCCUUCCAUUUAUUACAUGACAGACGGAAUAGGAGUGAGCAUUGCUUGCAAUUUCUAAUCUCUUUGGAAAAGAGAAACAAUGGCCUUGUGUCCAAAUGUAAAUUAUUUGUUUUUGGUAUUCUUUUAAUCUGUUUCUAUAUCUCUUUAAUUGGGAGGCAAAUUUUGCAGCGAAUACUUGAAAGUUUAUUUGAUUAUCUUAUUUUUGAUUAAAAAGUUCUGAAUAAAAUUUCCUGUGCUUUAGAGGCUUCUUA
Molecule: messenger RNA, 1393 nt
Organism: Nymphaea colorata (pocket water lily)
Lineage: Eukaryota; Viridiplantae; Streptophyta; Magnoliopsida; Nymphaeales; Nymphaeaceae
Product: phosphatidylglycerophosphate phosphatase 1, chloroplastic/mitochondrial
Exons: 5
Coding region: 105-992 (295 amino acids)
Molecular function (GO): phosphatidylglycerophosphatase activity
Source: RefSeq, a predicted model, not a curated record